Molecule: messenger RNA, 5255 nt
Organism: Bacillus rossius redtenbacheri
Lineage: Eukaryota; Metazoa; Arthropoda; Insecta; Phasmatodea; Bacillidae
Product: lachesin-like
Exons: 11
Coding region: 188-1597 (469 amino acids)
Biological process (GO): synapse organization; homophilic cell-cell adhesion
Cellular component (GO): plasma membrane; axon; neuronal cell body
Molecular function (GO): protein binding; axon guidance receptor activity
Source: RefSeq, a predicted model, not a curated record
AUGCUCGUCUCUAGCCCUCUGGUGACAGUCAAGUGUCUUGUGGCGCAGUAGCCUGGUGUGCUUCUACUGUUCUUCACCACCUGUUUCCUGAGUGCGUCUGCGGCGAAUUAAUCAUCACGUAGUUACUAUAAAUUGAGGGAUUUAAUCCCUCGCCAGCCUACCUUUCGUUAGUGUUGCAGCUUUUUUAAUGCGUGUGUGCGUUUUUUUUUUCCUCCGGAUUUCGCUACUGCCGUAUUCUUCGGACUUUGUUUGUUUUCGCCGCUGUGGAUCUUUCUCUGGACAUCCCCACGUAUGCGGAGCGACCUCGGACUCGACCCCGGCACCUCGCUUCUCGUCGCGGGGACAGACGUUCAGAGCCGUCAUCGGCGACACUCUGGUCCUGCCGUGCGAGGUGGAGAACCUUGGCUCGUACGUGCUGCUGUGGAGGCGGGGCAGCGCCGUGCUGACGGCCGCCAACCUGAUGGUCACCCGCGACUCCCGCUUCCGCCUGGUGGACGGCUACAACCUGCAGAUCGGCGACCUCGUGCCCCAAGAUGCCGGCGACUACGUGUGCCAGAUCAGCGACGGCGACAACCGCGACCAGAUACACACCGUCGAGAUCCUGGUUCCGCCCAGCAUCCGCAUGAACCCGGCGAACGGACAGCUGAAGGCGAGGAAAGGCGGGACGGUGACCUUGGAGUGCAAGGCCUCGGGCAACCCCGUGCCCACCAUCUUCUGGUCCAGGAAGGACAACCUUCUGCCGAGCGGCGACCAGUCGGUGGAGGGCUUCUCCAUCACCCUGGAGAAGGUGGACAGGCACCAGGCAGGGGUCUACCAGUGCACAGCCAACAACGGCGUGGGCGAGCCGGUCACCAUCGACAUGCAGCUGGACAUCCUGUAUCCGCCGGAGAUCGAGGUGGAGAGAACGUGGGUGCACUCGGGCGAAGGCUACGAGUCGCAGCUGGUGUGCAUCGUCCACGGCGAGCCGGCACCCGAGCUGCUGUGGUACAAGGACAGCAUCGUGCUGGACCCCACGGAGCGCCGCGCCAUCACCAGCCGCGGCAACAAGCACACCCUAGCCAUCCGCGACGUGCAAGGUGCCGACUUCGGCAACUACAGCUGCGUCGGCGAGAACUCCCUCGGCAAGGCCAGGAAGUUCAUGGUGCUCUCUGGACGGCCCAGCCCGGCCGAGUUUCGGAGCGCACCCUUCAGCCGCUCCAAGGACAGCUACAACAUAUCCUGGGCCAUUGAGAGCUACCCGCCGCUCGAAGAGGUCCGCUUGCUCUACAGGAAGAUAUACAUGAACGAGAGCCACCACAAGCCGGGCAAGUGGCACGACGUGAUCCUGCGGCCCGCCGCCGACGAGACCUUCAGCCGCGUCAUGUCGCACAGCAUCCGCGGCCUGGACCACGGCUCCGUGUUCGAGGCCAUCGUGCAGGCCAAGAACCACUACGGCUGGAACGAGGUGUCCGACAUGUUCCAGUUCUACACGCGCGGCGCAGAGCCGGAAAUGGAAGACAUGGGACUAGUGGCCAGUUCUAGUUGUGUCGUCAUAUUCUUGGCCUUCAGAUCCCACCUAUGCCUAAUAGCAGCGGUGGUGGUACUACGUUGUUUAUAGAAGGUAUGUAAUUGAAUUCGUCAAAGCCCAACGAAGUCUCAGCUGUCUGAAAGCAGUUAUGAACUUUGUGCAUGAAGAGGAGAUACUAAAAAUUCACACCCACUUGUGAACGGAAAAGGCUUCCUGUUUAUGGAAAAGCCCUAAGUAAAUGGUGGGAAUAUUGUGAGAUUAAAUGCGCAUUUUGCAAUGAAGCUGAAGAACUUGUGUGGUGUUUGUGAAAUGUGAGAAUUUUAUUUCACAAACUUCAUGUCUUCGGGCACAGCCCAAGUGAGGUGUUCGUAUUGAGAAGACGUGGCAUACUGAAAUUGUUAAAUUGUUGUUUUACCUCGCAAAUUCCUAUUGAUAAUUCAUUUAUUUAUUUUAAGGAUGUAAUUCCAAUAAGUUUAUUAAUUAGAAAUUCCUGUGUAUUUAUUUUACAGAAAAGUAUACUAAUUAAAAUGUCUGGUUUUGUAGUUUUCAUACCUCUACUACCAGACAUAUGUUACUAUGGACAAAGUAGAACAUUAAAAAAAACGUAUAUAUAGAUAUUUGUUUAUUGCAUUUUCCUGUUUAGUGUUUGUUAUGAACAUCCUGUUAGUGAAAUUUCCGAAUUUGUAGUAAUUUCUAUUUGUUUGCUCUGCUAAAAUCAACCUAAUCAUAAUCAACUAUCUUUAUUUUACUGGAGAAAGCGAUUGCUCCUUUGCAUCUAUAAAUUCUAACUUAAGCCAUGUUAGUGGUUUAAGCAUGACUCGCGAAAUAUUAUGAUAAAAUUCUCGUUUAGAUAAUAUGGUAAUAGCGGGCCCAUUAUUCACACAUAGAAUCAGUCGUGAAAAAUUUCACAUUAUUUAUUAUUUGCGACUAAAAUAAAGUUUACACUAUUGAAUACUUUGGGACACAAAUGUGUGUUAUUUACGAUUUAGAUAUUCCUGUCGUGUGAUUUGGAAAUCAGAAAAACUUAACAAAAAAAUCAGGCAGAAGUAACCGUUUCUGUUGUGGGGGCUGACAACAUUUUUCUGGUUCAAUCUUCGAGUCACAAUACGCUAUGACACCCUAUCAGUGCCCCGGCAUAGUAUUUUUCAAUUACAGGACAUCAUUAAAGAAAACGAAGAUAGAAUAGAUUAUAUACACUUCAAAUAACAGUGUAAAAUAUAAAUAACCGCAGGAAGGAUGAAUUAAAAAUAAACUUAAAAUACACAAUUAUUUGCACAGCUGCAAAUUUUAUUACUUUUAUAUAAUUUCACUACAAUACAAUCUGGGUACAGGAAUUUUUAAAAUUUGAAACUUUAAAAGUAAAAAAAAAAAUGUCAAAUUUCUGAAAUAUUUCUUAAAUCAUGAUAUUGGUUUAUGCAGAUAGCGAAUAGAACUCAACAAAUUAGUCACAUUUUUGCUGUAGGGCUAGUUGGCCCCUUAUGAACCCGUCCGAAUUGAGAAUGAUCCUGUCCCGUUUGUAGACAACGAUCCAAUAUAAUAUAAAUUUUAAUAUAUGUAAAAACAAACUGUUCGCAUGGAUAUUGAUGAAAGUGUUGUUAUAAAUCAAGAAAUAAAUAGGUAAAUCCACACAUUACAGGAUUGAAAAGUAUGUCCAAAAUGUUUUUAAAAGUUUGCACCCUCUAAAAUGUUGAGAAAUGUGAGAAUAUAUGUACAUGUGUGUUAUAUGUUAGUGAUAUUGUUCAGAAUACCAGGUGCAAUGGUCCAUUUAGCUAACGUAGAUUACAUAUAGUUUUAUGUUUUUUUAAAUUAAUAUUCUUGUAUUAAGUGCUAUUGAGACUUAAACGAUACUGACUACUUUCAUCAAUGAGAGAUGAUUUUACCACUAGCGAAAAUUUUAGCGGUGCAAAGUACUUGCGGUAAAUGAAGCUUUGUGCCCAGAGACGAUAUUUUUUAUUUCAAAAAAUUAUCUGAGCCAGGUAAAAAUAACAGGGAUUUACACGUAUUACGUAAAAAACAGCCAUAAGGAUAAACUACUAACACAACCACUAUCCUAGAGUCAGUAAAGGCUACAUAAAAUUGGCAAAACAUAAGCAUAUCUGACGUUUGCUUUACAUUAAUGUUUGCUUGUUAUGUUGUUGAUAUAAAUGAUUUAUGCAGUACGGUUAAGUGCAAAAUGGUUAAAGAUGCCGGAAAAUGCGCUUAGAAACAUCAUACUUAUCAUAAUGCGUGUUUCCAAAUUUUCAAAUUGAACCAAUAUCGUGGCAUGCCUUCUUGCCAUCUCAGUUAAACGCAGACAGUCUUAUGAUGAAGAAUAAUGUCUAAGGCUUAUAUUUGUUUAUGGUCUGAUGAUAAAUCCACAAUCUUAACGGCUUCAGCCAGACACUACGAGAUUCUUUGGCCCGGAAGGGAUAAUAAGUCACACAGACUCUCAUAAAUUCAAAUUCCUAAUUUAAUAACUCAAUAAAAAAAUCUUUCUCCUUAAUUUAACAUCUUAUAUUUCGCCGAACAUCGUUUCUUAUUUUUUACAGCGUAUUUUUUUGUUUCUAUUCCUUAAAUAACUAAUUUUCAUUUUAUACGUUUAAAUCUAGAAAUUAUGGCAUUAAAUUUUAUCUAGCAAAUUAGAUCAAAUUUUUAUAACAAAUUUUAUCGUUACAUUUUGGCACAUUAUGUAAGCAAACGACAGAAGUCCUUAGCUUGGAAGUGACUAAUAAUCAUCCAUGUUUACGCCCCUGUGGUUCUUAAGACGAAAUUGUAACGGUUUUGUGGUCUUCAUUUAACGAGAAAUAUUAGUAAGUUAAAAAAAACUUCGAAGUUGAACAAUCAUAUAUGACUUACGGUCUAAAGUGCUUCCCAAGACGGGUAGCUAUAUGUCUUUUAUUAAGUUGGGACCGAACAACUUUUUUAUUGUGAAUAAUAAAGUUUUUGAGAUAAAACAUUAGCGUCUGAACUAUGUUUAAUUGAAUUAUGUUCUACACCAGCGCAAAUUUUGUGGCGGUAGCAAAAUUAUUUAUUUGAAAUAAUUAAAAAAAAAAAUAUUUUAUUUUCCACAUAUUUUUGUCACGUGUUACUAUCCCAAAUUAUUUAAAUGAAAAAAUUGUUCUUCAGCUACAAAAUUCGUGGUUGUAGAGCAUAAAUCAAUUAUACAUAAUCGAUACGCUCAAUGUUACAAUUAAUUACUUUCUGUACCAUUUAUAAUAAAGUUAAAAGAGAGUCACAAAAUUUUACGUGUGUUAAGUAAAUCAGAAAUUGAUGGACUAUUUCACCUGAACUCUGUUUGGAUAUUGUAAGCCAUGUUAAAAUAAGGAUAAACUUAUUUAAUGAAAUGAAAUUUUAUUACAAAAUGUUUUUUACACUGUCGUAGUGAUAAAUUACUUAAAUAUUAAAAUAGUAUGUUGUGUUUGAACUGUGUUUCAAUUAUGUAAAUGUCCAUCAAAAUCGCAGGAAAUGUGUGUUUUCCUAAAUAACUGUUUAAUAUUUAAAUUGCUUAGUGUUAUAAAUUUUUAUUGUGCAUUAUAUUACCUGUUUGGGUGUAAGUAAGUGUUGAUUCUAAUGUUUAAGUAAAUGCUUACAUUUUAGUUCCAGACACACAGCUUAACAGUGGUUAUGCUGUUGUUUGCAAAUUAAUGUAAAACUAUAAUUAUUUUUGCUAUUUUUGUGAAUUACUAAAAAUAUAAAUCUCCGUACACUUCCGAAAAAUAAAUUUGACUUAUGUCACUACUUUUUAUGUAAGCAUAUCUGCUAUCAUACA